Penicillium oxalicum is the source of this 447-nucleotide messenger RNA. RefSeq lists its product as uncharacterized. NCBI's taxonomy places the organism in Eukaryota, Fungi, Ascomycota, Eurotiomycetes, Eurotiales, Aspergillaceae. The coding region runs from base 1 to 447 and encodes 148 amino acids. The transcript is spliced from 2 exons. The record is from RefSeq and is a predicted model, not a curated record.
AUGCCAAUGAAGAUCCUUGAGCCCACUCGUGCAAAGAAGCCACACGCCGUCCAGACCAAGAGUGCCUUGCAAAUCUCUUCCACUCCUUUCGUUGUCUUCUCUGUGCUCUGUGCGCUUCCCGCCCCCAAAAGCCCCAACACCCGUAAUGGUGUCGCGCGUCGCAGCAACUCCACCUUCGAUAACUCUCAGCUCAACAAUUGUUCGGUGGCUGCCCCCGGAGAUGCAGGUCAUCCUCCCACCACCGUCUUUGAGACAGGUGGAAUUCCCCAAUUGCAAGAGAGCAGUCAUGGGUCUGCGCCAAAGUGGUGUCCAUGGUGUGUGCAAGAGAUAGAAGCCCCUUCACCGUUCCGACACAUCCUGGACGGUCGGACUGGGCUCGAUGAGUCGAUCCUCGAUACCAUCUAUACGCCGUAUGAUUCAGUAUCCAAGCGCCAAAGGUCGCAGUGA